AGGCUGACCAAGCAGGAAUUCUGGCAGCUGGUGCACCAGAGCUAUGGCUCUGAGCUGGGCCUGAACAGUGAGGAGAUGGAGAGCUUCCACUCAUCAUCUGAGGACAACGGGCAGCCUCGAUCCAGCAUUUGUGAUGACUCUGGAGAAAGGGAUGAAAACCUACCUAAAAUGAUUGGUUUAGUUCGGGAACCCACGCUUCAAAUGGAAGGAGAGGCACUCAAUAGCCACGCGUUGUCAGGAGUGGUGGAGUCCCCAAGUGAGAAGCAAAUAAAGAGGAGCCCUCUUCCAUCUUCAGAAAGAAAACCUGUUAAGCUAGUCAGGAGCAGGUCUUUAGAAAAGUCCUUGGACCUGAAUGAGAAUGAAAAUCUUCCAGAGAAGAGCAGUGCCUCAGAUAGUGAAGAAGCAGUGAAGGAGACUGUCUCUGAGAAUGAGCUUUAUGGGAGACUUUUUAUAAACAGAGUUUUCCACAUCACUGCAGACAAGAUGUUUGAAAUCCUUUUCACCAAUUCUCACUUCAUGCAGAGGUUUCUCAGUUCCAGGAGUAUAGUAGAUGCUGUAUCAACCCCUUGGAACAGAGAUUCCAGUGGCAAUCAGUUGAGGACUUUGACGUACACUGUAACGAUUAACAACCCACUUUGCGGGAAGUUCACAACUGCAACUGAAAAGCAGAUCCUGCAUAAGCAGAGCCAGAAAGGUCAGUCUUAUCAGGUGGAUGCUGAGGUACUAACCCAUGAUGUCCCCUACCAUGAUUAUUUCUACACUGUGAACAGAUACUGCAUCAGCCGCACAUCCAGUCACAAGUGUCGAUUACGGGUUUCUGCAGAAGUAAAGUAUAAAAAACAGCCCUGGGGCCUUGUGAAAUCUGUAAUCGAGAAGAAUACCUGGGGAGGAAUACAGGAAAACUUCAAACAACUUGAAUCGGAUCUCCUAAUGGAGGAAUAUGCAAUUAAUCAGUCCAUAGAAGACUCUGGAAAAUUAGUUGCCCUGAGACGGAGACGACGCACUUUACACCGGAGUCUGGCAGAAUCACUUCCCAAACGCUCUUCCCAACACUCCUCCAGUGACAUGGGAGUAGAGUCCCAGGGCAGCAUAAUAGGAAGGAAAAGAGAUGCUGUAAGUAGGACCACCACCAUCAUUGUAGUAAUGAGUGUCUUUUUGCUGCUCUUGGUCUUGCUGAAUGUAACACUGUUUUUCAAACUGUCAAAGAUAGAGCAUGCAGCUCAGUCUCUCUAUCAUGUCCAGCUUCAGGAAGAAAGCUCUCUGAACAUAUCCCCAGAAAUAGUAUCAAAAGAGGAGAUCCCUCAAUAUGAUAAGGAACAGGUUAAACAUGUGAAGGGAGUUUUAAGAGACUCAAUUGAAAUGCUUGAGCAGCUGAAGAUCUCCCUUUCCAUGCUCCAAAGAAGCUUUGACCACUUGAACAGGACACAGAGCGGCAAGACUGAGAGUUAAUACCCACAUCAGCUUUCUGUUCAAGACGUCGGAAGAAAAGAUGUGUGUGUGAGGACUGGCGGGGUAGGGAUUGCAACCGUCACCUUCGGACUCUUUACUAUUUAGCUUAAAAGCUGCACGGAAUAAAAGUUGG
This is a messenger RNA of Pelecanus crispus (Dalmatian pelican), 1582 nucleotides long. The record is from RefSeq and is a predicted model, not a curated record. Lineage: Eukaryota; Metazoa; Chordata; Aves; Pelecaniformes; Pelecanidae.